AUGGAAACACGCACAGAAUACGCGCAGCUGCCCUCGACACGACAAAGCCGCAUGAAAAUCGACGCCCUCUUAAACCCAGGCGAAGAAGACAGCUACACAGACUCACCUCGCUCGCAACACGCAAUCCCAUCCAUCCACAGCUACCAACACUCGCCAAGUUUCCCCCCAAGUCCAAACUACUGGUAUGGACGGUACCACGACACCAGCCCGGGGGGACUAUCCAGCGCAACCCACAGCAGCAGCCAAAGCCAUAGCCAUAGUCAAGCAGGAGCAGGGCCAGGCCCAGUCCUAGCACACCCCCAACCCCAAAACCAAUCCCAAAACCAACACAUGUUCCUAACCUACCGCCCCUCCAACCAAAUGAGCACAAAUCCACCCAGACACAACAGCACCAGCAACGCUGGCUCAGGCUCGAUCUCAGGCUCAGGCCCAGGGUCGCGCUCAACAAACUCCUCCCCAGACCCCUACCACCCUCAAAGUCGUGAGCGCUACGACAGUGUAUCCAGCAGCUCCAGCGCAAACGCAGAUCGGCGCCGGCCUCCGCGGCCCAAGUACGAGGAGGAAGAGAUGUACUUCAUCUGGUAUCAUCGCGUUGAUCUGUGCCAGGAGUGGAAGGAGGUGCGCGAGGCGUUUAAUCGGCAGUUCCCUGAUCGCCAACGACGCGGAUUUCAGGGUAUCCAGUGCAAGUUCUAUCGCUUUAUUAAGGAGAAGAAGUGUCCUACGUUACGGGAGCAACGGCGCAUGCGCGAUGGCGAGUUCCUUCGUGAGGGGACUAGUGUUCAAGGUGGGACUGAGUCUGGUGCGCCGCGCUUUGGAGUGAUUGAAUGGGGGAAGGUUUGGUAUCCUUGGAUGAGGGAAAGUCGGGAGGAGAUUUUGAGGUUGUGA
Messenger RNA from Penicillium antarcticum, 885 nucleotides. RefSeq lists its product as uncharacterized. NCBI's taxonomy places the organism in Eukaryota, Fungi, Ascomycota, Eurotiomycetes, Eurotiales, Aspergillaceae. The record is from RefSeq and is a predicted model, not a curated record. The transcript has a single exon. The coding region runs from base 1 to 885 and encodes 294 amino acids.